Molecule: messenger RNA, 2432 nt
Organism: Bursaphelenchus okinawaensis
Lineage: Eukaryota; Metazoa; Nematoda; Chromadorea; Rhabditida; Aphelenchoididae
Source: the annotation of a GenBank genome assembly
AUGAAUCCUCAAGAGAUCCAGAGCGUCAGUGAGCGUUGUGCUAUCAUAAUAUCAGCCUUCUUCAACGUUAUCUUAUUCUUAUUGACUGUAACUGAGAAGAACUCGUCUCUGAAGUCGUACCGAAACCUCUUAUUGCUUAAUAUCUUGACUGAAAGUUUGUUCACUUUGUUCAUCGCUCUCUCUCAAGUGGUAAGUUAAUAAGUUGUAGCUUUCAAAUUAAUUGUAGCAACAACAUGUUAUUUGAAUUGGUUUUUGUAGUGAGAAAUUCCUUGUUGAAACAGAUAAUAGUGUAAUCUUUUAAUGGACCGUCAUAUGUAAAUGUAUGUGACAUUACUGUAAAAUCCAAAAACCAUUUUUUUAAAAAAUACUAUGAUUACAAUAAGAUGUGAAAUAAUUCUUUAAAAUUUUAUACAAUCCGAUUUUCAAACCUGACCCCGGAGGUCAUGUCCUUCAUAAAUUUAAUUUUUAAAACUUUACGGUAGUGUAAGGCAGGGACGUCGCUACGGAUUUUCUCUGGGGGAGGGGGAGCUCAAAAAAAAUUUUUUUGUCCACAGGUACCUACAUGUGGACCGAUUUUCCAAAAUUUUUUUUUGUUUUUUUGCGUACGGGUACCUACCUGUGGAAUUUUUUUCGGAUCGGCUCUGGGGGAGGGGUACCCCCCCCCCCCUUACCCCCUCUCCCAAACGACGUCCCUGGUGUAAGGUAAUUUCAAUAUGUCAAACUAAAAUACGUAACAUUUCAGACGUUACAGUUCCUGGACGGUGCUUUUAUUGCCAUUUCCAAUGGACCGUUCAAACACUUACCGUAUGAAUACCACUGUUACAUCGUAUCACUGUACAUUUUAGGAAUAGGCAUGAGUUUCAUAACUCUGCCAAUCGACUUCAUAUACCGAUACCUGAUUGUGUGUAGGUGUGUUUUUGCAUUUCAAUUUUUAAAUUUUUGUAAAUGUAAUGUUGUCUAUUUGAAUUUCUUAUAUGUGUUAUAGAUUAUCAUUGCACACAAAGUCAUCAAAAGUUAUAAGAACUGGAAAAUCUUUGUUAGUUUUCCAAUGUAUAAUAUGACAGAGAGAAAUCAUAAAUCAUUUUUAAUUUUAAAUUUUCAGACGAACCCAGGUAAAACUAAAAUAUCUAAUAAUUUUUACUGUGCUGGCCUAUGCAUGGGCCUUAUGGGACUCAUAUUGGAUUACUAUAAGUUUUUUGACAACACCAGACGUGAAGGAGACUUACGGUAGUUUACUGUCACAAGAUAUGUGGUUUGAAGAUGGCAAACAAGUGACAUUUUUGGCCGCUUCUUUUGUAAUUUUUUUUAUAAAUAUACUAUUGACUUUGUCCAAAUUAACUGUUAUUUUAUUGAAACAACUUGAACUUUAACAUUUUUUGCUUUAUUCUGCCGGAGACUUAAUUUUUUAAAUUUUUUUAAUUGGAAAAAAUAGAUUAUGUACAAAAAAUUUAAAAUGUCCAUAAGUUCAAAAAUAAAUGGCGUUUUUAAAUUCAGGACACGUUAUCAGUAAAGAUCUUCGUAUUAUCAGCUGCAUUAAUCAUCUUCAUUGUCUAUUUGUCCGUUUUUAUCAUUGGCCGACAUGUGUUUAAGGAAUUGUCAUCAAAAAGGCACACAAUGUCAAAGAAAACCAUGGAAAUGCAAAGAGGAAUGAAUCGCAUGUUAAUAGCUCAGGUGAGUCAUCAAGGCAACAGCUCUUUAUAAAAAAAUGAUUUUUUAGAAUUUUAAAACAUACUUUUUUGCAUAACUUUAGCAAUAUUAAUCAAUAUAUAGUUUUUAAAAAAUGGCUUCAAACAUAAAAAACGACAAUAUCUUUUUCUAAAGUACUAGUUUGUUCAAAUGAUUUCUUUGCCAAUUUUUUAGAAGGCGCAGAAUUAUUAUUAAGCAAAUUUUCGCAGUUAGAAGGCGCAGAAUUAUUUAAACGACCCAUAAUAUAAAAGAAGAGGAAACAGUCCAAAGAGAAAUGUCUUUUCGCGUUUCUAUGACUUCUCUGCUUCGUGCGAAAAGGUCCCAAAACAUUUCCGUUGGAUUGCUCGGCUGCGAGUAGUUUUGGAAAGGAGAAGAAAUAAAAUAUAAUUCAAAUAUGAAAGAGUCCUUAAUUUAAAAUUCUAAUGGCAAAAAUGUUAAAAUUUAAAUUCUUUCACACAAUCAAAAAUUGUAAUACCUUGAAAAAAUAACAAUUGUUUCAGGCCAUAAUUCCCAUAUUCACGGGACUAUUACCGUUGAUAGUGAUGUUGGUGUCCACCAGUAUGCGGUGGAAAUACCAAUGGACAGGGUUUUUCACAUAUUUUUGUAUUUGCUGGCUGCCGACUAUUGGUCCCAUUUGUGCAAUAUAUUUUAUAACCAGCUUUAGGAAACGACUGUUCUCAAUAUUCUCACAACAAUUCAAAAAGACCUCCGUUAUUAACUCCUUACACAACAUUAGCUCUCAUUAA